Messenger RNA from Limulus polyphemus (Atlantic horseshoe crab), 11176 nucleotides. RefSeq lists its product as uncharacterized. Lineage: Eukaryota; Metazoa; Arthropoda; Merostomata; Xiphosura; Limulidae. Gene Ontology annotation, molecular function: protein binding. The coding region runs from base 439 to 9015 and encodes 2858 amino acids. The transcript has 30 exons. The record is from RefSeq and is a predicted model, not a curated record.
UACUCGUCUCGUGCUGAAUGUAGAUGUUAGCUAGCUGGGAGUGAAGAAGGCUAUUUAUUCUACGUUGUGAGUGGGACUUUCAAUGCUCAGCGAUUGUCUAGUUAACCAUCCGGAACGUUUGAAUGUAAUAGUGUGCGUCAUCCGUCGAAGACAAAAAUUAAAAGGAGCAUAUUACAUAAAUGUCAUUAUCUCAACAUCAGAGAACGCUGAAGCAUUUAGGUUCUGAACGUUUAUCAAAUGGUGUGAAUGGAUGUAAAUACUUGGCCUUAAAUGACGACUUUGCGAGCUUCUAAUUUUUACGCAGAAAGUCGAAGCUUCGAUUUUAGCUUACAGGCCUAGAAAAUUGUUUUUAGCUAUUCAAUUAUUUCAUAUAAAUUUGAUUUGUCUUAAAUUUUUUUCUUUGAAACUAAUGCGAACGGAUUAUCCGAAGUUUCAAAAAUGAAAAGUCACUUCCAUGUUAGGCUCGCCGGAGGAUCGCCCUGGGGAUUUCGUAUUCAAGGAGGUCGGCAGGCACGUCAGCCCGUACGGAUUUCUAGUCUGACAAGAGGAGGCAAAGCUGCAUUAGGAGGAAUUAGAGAAGGAGAUGUUUUAGACGCCAUUAAUGGAAAAACCGUAGUCUCUCUGACUCAAACCGAGGCACACCAGUUAAUACAAGCUACUGGAGAUACCUUAAACUUAACUUUACGAAGAGAAGAAAACUUUCCAGCCAAAGGUAUGUUUAAAUCAAGCACAACGAUUGAAGUAAACGACGAAAGCAAAGCUACACAUAUCACAGCCAACACCUUACCAACAUCAACGAAUUCUACUGAAACUUGUGCGACGACCAUUGUUAUAAACACUUCCUCUAAGCCAUCCCUUACCAGAAGUAAUGGAACGCAUAGUCCUUCUUCGGUCUCGAUGACAACCACAAAACUGGCUUCGCUGGCUGAUCAAAGAAACAUGGAGGAGCGCAUCCUGUCCCAUCCGGCUGCUACCACCGGGAACUACACACCUAUGAACAUUACGAUUACUAGUGCAAGCCGGAAAGAAAGUCUCUCGGGAGUCCCGGCCGGGCCUACAUUUAAAGCUACAGGGCCAAAAGCUGUUUGGAUGCCAGGACGUUCACCCCAAAAUACUAUGGAAACUAAUCAACGCAAAGCACAUGAUCAGGAGCGGUUUGAAGAGCGUAGCGGGCCUACACUUCCGCCUCAGCUUAGAAGUGUGAGGCUAAACGUUGGCGAAGAUGUUCAAAACAAAAAUCCUAAAGCUAAGGAAACACAUCAAAAGUAUUUUACACCAGAAGAAACCUUUGCAUGGAAGGCUCCUCAAAACCCUCAAAGUUCUUUGCCAACUGUUAACAGUUCCACAAACCAAGAAAAUGAUCCAAGUAGGGAAAAAGAUCUACAGAAUCCCUUUCCAUUAACUAAUAAGAGUGAACCACAGACGGGCAACUCCAGCCAGUUACAUUAUUUCCAAGAUCCAGCAGGCAUUUCGUAUAAUAAACCUAUGGGACAUAUGCCUCGUGGAGCAAUUUACAUAGAUCACAAGUUAAAUUCCAAAGAAGAAGAAGAAGAACUUCCCAAGGAUGCAGUGCUGAUAGAUCAGAAAGUUAUAAUAGAAGGAGACAAGAUUCAUACUGAUAGUUAUUAUGGAAUCCCAACACAAGAAGUAACUUCAACUACAGUAAAUAUUAAAGCUCCUUCAAAGUAUGAAUUUAUUGGCCCACUAGAAAAGGGAAUUCCAGUUGGACUAAGAACUAAUGUGAAAAAGGAACAUGCCAGUGACUGGUACAAAUCAAUGUUUCGAUCGCUGCACAAAUCUGAAGAACCAAACAGAGAUGAUUUCAUGACUAUGAGAUACAGGAAAAGAACAGGUCAAACCUCGCAUGCUGGUGGCUACAUGUCGGAGCCAGAAUUUGACAGAGAUGAUGAAUAUUCCCAUCGAUCCAAGUAUGCCACACUUGAUUACAGACGGCAUCCAGUCAGAGAGAUCAGUCUAGGAUCAAAGUCACGUACUCUUCCACAUGCAACCCAUCAAAAUAAUCCAUAUUUGCCACCACCUUCACCAAAAGCCUCUACAGAAGUAUACAAGAAUCAGCCACGAAGUAUAGCAGAGUAUGAACCAGGGCAUUCUUCUCUAGCUGAGAGAGAAACUAAAUUGGAGGAGGAUUCAACACCUGUUCAGUUUGCAAGCCAAUAUUUAUCACCUCAAGACAAACCAAAAUCAUUGAACUAUUACACAGAUGGCUAUGAAAGUGAUUCUACAUUAGUGAGGAAAAUGGGAAAAUAUCCUCCUUUAGGAACAAGACAACAAAGAUACUGGUAUCGAGAUUUUCAACAAGAGGCUUCACCCAAAGAAAGAUGUCAAGAAGCUUUCACCACGACCUUUCAUGUUAGUCUGGGAACCAUCUUGACUCCUUCUGUUGUUGUGCCUUUGCAGAAUCAUAGUCAAAUACACAGGUCACUUAACAUAAAUGAACAACAUUCAGGCAAUAUAUUGAUUAAUAAAUCAUCUUCAUUAAAACCCUCUGUUAGGAACUUUGGCCAACCAUUACAUCAUUCCUCACCAAAAUCUGAAACAGUCGUAUCAAAAAGAAAAGGUAAACAGCCAUGCAAACAGAUGUUACUAAAGGAUAGACAGACUCCACAGCAGAGUGGUGUCAGUGAAGUUGUACCCAGCCCUCAGCCUCCUAGUAGGACAUCAUCUCGAUGGAAUCCUGUGCUUAUAAAAUGGUCCAAAGUGAAGCUUUCAGAUCGAAAAAAUCCUUGGCUACUUUCUGGGGAUAAACCUCUAAAACCACAAUCUAAAGAACCUGCAUCAACAAAAUCUUCAAAGUCUUUCUUUAAAUCAUCUGUAUCUUUUGCUAAAUCUACAUCAGCAAAUAAUAGCCCAUCAUCAUUAUUUAGGAGAACACUAUCUGUUGCUUCUAAAAAGCUGAAAAAACAACCAAAAGUCACUGAACUUCAAAAAUCCAUGAACAAAGCUUUAGAAGCAUCUACCAUACCUGAAGUGUAUUCAAGUGAUGUAACUAGUUCUGAAGAAAUGCAUAUUGCUCAUACUGACUCUGGUUUAACUCUUGAGAAGGAAACUACAAAUAAAGAAUGCACAGAUAAUGAAGGUAAAGUAUUGCAGAUUGUGUUAGAUAAAAAUAAAAACUCUGAGAUUUCGGCAGCAUGUGAAGUAUCUGAUAGCAGAAAAGAACUAAGUACAGGUAUCACAUGUAACAACAGAAAUAAUGAGGGAUUAUACUUGGGUAAUGAAAAUUUUGACAUUAGUAAAGAAAGUCGGUCUACUUUCUCAUCUGAUCAUACAGUAUCAUCCCAAAAUGACUUAGGAUAUUCUGAGAAACAAAGUCCAAUCUCAGAGUUAGACAACAGCUUUUCAAGUAUUGAAACAGGAUAUCAUAGUCUUAUUGAAGGAGGGAACAAAUCACCAAACCAAGGACAGCUAAUCAGUUCAUUGCAACUCUCUUGGACUGAUAAUGAAAACCAGGUACUGGGUGAAGAAUCUGUUGCAAAAAAGAAUGUGGAUGAUAGUUCUUUCAUACAACAGAAAAAUAUUCCAGUAAAAGAUAAGAUUGAUAUGUCUUUGACUGUAAAAGACGGCCCAUUCAAGCCUGAAUCCUCACCAUGCAGACCUUUAGACUUGAUUUGUACAUCUAAGGUCAAGGAAUUGGCUAAUAAACUGGAUGUGUUCUUUAGUGGUGAACAAGGGCUCAAAAUGCAGUCUCAGAAAAAUGUCUCAUCGAUGAAACAAAUUUAUUUAGUUUCUGAUGAUGACCACAAAUUCCUGAAGACUAACAGUAAUUUACAAGCUACCAAUUCAGAAUUCACCUGUGAAAGGGAUAAAGUAAACAAACAGAUGUUCCCAACUAUUAACCAGAAACUACAAGACAUCAAUGCAUUAUCAGACUUUGAAAAAGAUGGAAUAGAUAAACAAAAACUUCUGGAUAUUGAUCAGAAUUUAGAAACCUUAAACGAAAGGCCAAGUAGUGGAAAGGUUAAAGUAGAAUAUGAACUGUACAAAAGUGACAUGGAUAUCCACAAAAUUAUUCCAUAUUCAGAUUGUGAAGAGCAUGAUGAAGAAAGACAAGACCUACCUGAUACUGAUCAUGUAAAAGUUAAGACAGAGCUUGAAUUUAUGAAUACUGACCCAAAUUUGCAAACUACAUGCACAAAAUAUAAUUCAGGAAAAAAUAAAACUGACAAACAAGAAACAUUUAUGGAAAAUCUUAUGCAUAAAAGCCAAGAAAAAAUUAAUUUAGAAAAAGCAAAAGAAGCCAGACAACAACUAAAUUUUGUGGGGUCAAAUACCAGGGCCAUUUCUUUUGAAAAUAAUUUGAAAAAUGAAAUUCAUAUAAACUUGAAAGGUGGAGGUGGUAUUGAGAUAUUAUCACCAAAUCACAGAACAAAAUCAGAUAUUCUAACCUUAAAGUCAGGUCUUGAAACAAACCAGAAUAGUUUGGACCUUUCUCAUGAAUCAGGAUCACCUCAUGACAACAGUAGAACAGAAGGGUAUCAAAAAUAUGUCUGUGGGAUUGUAAAGUCUUUUCCAAAAUCUGAACAAUUCUUUAAGCUGAAAAAAUUUUACACAAGUAUUGAACAUCUUGCUGAAAAUGGAAAAUCACAGUUUAAUACACCAAGUAAAAUAGAAAUAAAUACAAAGACUACUCAGAUACCCAAGGAACUUGCAAGAACAAAACUAACCAGUUAUGUACCAUGGAAAGGAAAAGAUGAUCACAUUUUGAAAUUCAAAAAAUCAUCUGUUGAAAACUUAAAGAAAUUGUUUGAUAAUCAUGAAAAAAAUAAUCACUAUGAAAAUAAUACCGGUCAUUUUAUUUCACCAUUAAUGGUGGCUCAAAAGGGAAAAAAAAUUGUGAGAAGCAAUUCAGUUGCUGAUCUUGUUGCAAAGUACAAUAGUAUUGAUGAUUUGAAAAGAAAAGGAAAUAUAAAAUACAACCAUUCAGACAAGGAAGCCUCAACUUUUUUGAAUCCAAAAGUUACUGAAUGUAUCAGUAAUGGAAAUAAAUACACUACAGGAUCACUUUGGACGAAGAAAGAGAAUGUUAGUUCUUCUGUUUGUAGGUGGAGAGAACAGAGAAUUACCCACUGGGUUUUAGAAACCUCAAAGGUUCAGAAACUUGAAAGUUCAGGAGAAUCAAAAGAGAAGUUUAAGGUUUCUGCAAAUGCUGAUUUUUAUAAAAUACCAUCUGGGUUUUAUUCUCUUGGAGACUCUCAGACCUCAGAAGAUAUUACCAAAAGAAAUGAUAAGUCUUUAACUCAUGCUGAUAACAGUUUUGGAAGGGUAAUUAAAUCCACAGUUUUUCAAGAAGAGAAAAAGAGUAAUAAUGAAACAAAACUAGUUCAAGACAAUAAACCUAAGUAUUGUUCUAGUCUUGAGAUUUUCUUGACUCCACAGAAAAUAGUAACAGAUAGAAGUAAAUCUCCCGGACCUAGUGAAUACUCUGCUCCACAGUCUCCACGUACUUGUUACUCUCUUAGUGGAUCCAUUGAUGGAGAAUUAAGCUCCCAGGGCAGUCAUAAUGAUAGACAAAAUGAUUUUUUUCUUUUACUUCAUCCUCCCUCUAGUGCAAGUGGAAGUCAAAGACCUGAAAGUCAGAUGUCUUUUCAGAGUGAAACAAAGGGAACCUCCUCUAGUGAAACAGAAAGCACAACAAUGUCAGUUAAGACUGAUAUAUACUUAGAAACUGGCAUUCACAAUAAGAAAGAGUUCUAUGAGAAAUCAGCCUUUAAAGAUAAAGAAAAGGCAGUCCAAAAUUCCUACCAUGUUCCACAAGUUACAAAUAGAAUUGUGUCAGAAAAGAUGAAGUCUUUUGAAUCUACUAAUUUUCCAACUAGGCAAAGAAUUUCAACUGUAAAAGAGGAUAGCAAAAUAGCCAAUCCAUUCCGUUCAAGAACAAUUGGCUUACCUAUAUCUGUGUCUUCACAUAAAUUAGAAACUAAAGGGGGUGAGACUCUUGUCAAUACAAUUGUUGCAAAUAAAAAGAACAACACUUCAUUCCAUAAGAAUGAUACAACAGUAACUGCAGAAAUAAAGAAGAAAGAAUAUAAUCCUCCAAGAAGAAUUCUUUCUUGCUGUGAUAUAAGAGAAAGUGAACUAGGCUAUGAACGACAAACAUUAUCAUCAAAGAAUCAAAUCCCAAGAGAUAAUUAUUUUCUUCCUCAUUAUAUUCCUGAAAGAACAGUCUCUGAGUUUGAUCUAAGUUUAUCCAUCAGUGGUGUUGAACCUUUCCAGAGAAUGCAUGAGAGGAUUUGUAACAUAAGCCAGUCACAAGAUAUUUGUAAUGGUGGUAUAACUCAAGGUGAAGGUGGAAUUCAAAAUCAAGAUAUAAAUACUACUUUUGCUGAAUCAACUAAAACAUCAAAAGCUCUUUUGUUUGGGAAUCAUUUCAUAAAUGAUAAAAGUUAUAAUUCGGAUAACAAGAGUUCAAGACCAGGAAUAGUGGGAAGUUUUUACUUGAAAUAUGUGAAGACUGGGGAUGUGAAAAGGGUAAGACAAAAGUUUGAAAGCACAGGCAAUUUGCAUCUUUUAUGUGGAAGGAAGCAGUUGAAGACAUCCAACCAGAGAAAUUUAUCUAGAAAUAAUUUUUUCUGUAGUACAUCUGAGAUCAGUAAUUUGACAGCAAAAAAAUAUGAGCAAAUUGAUAAUCCAAACAAACAGAAAAAGAAUAAAACAAAUAAACAGAGAAAAAAUGAUAUCAAUGACACUUUCAAGGAAACUUUAUAUGGUGUACAGUGGAAGCCUUUGUCUCAAUCAAGACAGACAGAAUAUGGAGUUAAGUGGACACCAUCUACUGCAUUAAGAAAGACUGAAUAUGGAGUUUAUUGGCAUCCAACAUCAUCUUCCAGAUAUUGUGGAAGGGCAGGAUCAGUAAAGAAAUUGUGCAGAAAGUUUGAGAGUAUGGAUAACAUUGCUGUUGCGGGUUGGGCUUCCCCAGAUAAAUCUAUCAUUAAAGAUAAUCACGAAAAACCAUUCUCUCUCUCAAAUGAUAAGUGUCACAAGUCUUCACCUCACAUACCUAUUUCUGAUGAAAUUUCAAACACAAAAUCAAAUAAUAAAAACCAAAUAUCAACUUCUCUGUUAAGUGCAUGUACAGACAACACAUCUUCACUUGAUGUACCCAUUUUGAUUAAUAAUCCAGUUACUUCAAAACUUAAGACUGCAUCUAAAUUUAAAAGUACGUUAUCAGUAGUGAAAGAUGAUUAUGACAGCACAGAUCAAAACACAAGCCUCCCUUUUCAUUUGUGUCAGAGUACGCCAGAGAUUUCCAGUACAGAUAUCAAUUGUUCAGAUGUGUCAUCCUCCUCUGAAAUGUCUUGUGAACCUACAAAAAUAACUGAGCUUCAAAAAUGUAAAAAAGGUCACUCUAACACUCAGGGUAUUGUAAAAGCAAAAGUAAAGUUUGGGGAACAAAUAUAUUUAGCACAUGAUUCACACAAUCGUGUAAAACAUCUACUAAAUAAGUAUGAGAAACGUAAAGCUUUACAGAACUUAAUUAACAGGUUUGAAAAGUUUCACUUGUUUCAUUACCGUACUAAGAAUUCUGAGCAAAACUUUGGUAAGAAUAAGAAAUUAGACUCACAAAACCAACAACAAUCUGAAGGUAAUUAUUCAGAAGCACACAGUAAUUGUAUUCCAGAAAAACGAGUGCCUAGUCAUUCAUCUAUGACAGACUCUCCCUCAGAAUUAACAAACUGUAACUCUCAUAAGUUGCAAGAGGUUGGCCAGCUCAUGAUUCAACCAACACUUAAGAAACAAUACAACAUCCUGUCACAUAACCAUUCCACAAACAGCACAGCAGGGGCUUCAAAACUUUUUGGUUUCAGUCAAGAGGCCCAGGAUCUCAGCUUUCCCAAGAAAGGGCUUCCUGAACCCAUGAGACAAACAGGCUCUACUAACCCUAACCAAGCUGUGAAUGGCAUGAAAUCUAAUGGAGGUAGCAGUGCAUGCAGCCAAGUAGAUUCUCCACACAACUCUCAGAACCUCGUGGUAGGACAAGCAAGCAAGCCAGUUAAGACUACCUUUGAAGAUGAUGAGCUAAAAAAACAUCAGGAGGAGGAAAGGCAGAGAAAACUUAUUACAGAGUUGGAAAUGAGGAGGCAUACAGAUAAUUUCAUGCCAUCACAGAAAUCUCCAAUACCUUUAGAUCGAUACGACAACCCAUAUGAACCCCAAGCUACCCCACCUCCUAAGACUCCUGAGGUUCGUAAUAUGGCAAAGGUGCUCUACAACUUCACAGCUCAAACACCAAGAGAGCUAUCCUUGAAUAAAGGAGAUAUUGUGUAUGUGACCAAGGAAAUUGACAAGAAUUGGUAUCAAGGUGAACAUCAUGGAAUGAUUGGUAUUUUUCCCAUCAAAUAUGUCGAGAUCAUCCCACCAGAAAAUGCUCAUCUUCAGCCUCGAAAAGCCACAGAAGGUGAAGCAAGAGCAAAGUAUAACUUCCGAGCCCAGACAUCUGUGGAACUGUCUGUAUUCAAGGGUGAAACUGUAAUCCUGACUGGAAAAGUGGAUCAAAACUGGUAUGAAGGAAGAAUUGGGAGUAAAAAGGGCAUUGUACCAUCAGCAUAUUUGGAAGUACUCCGUGAGCCUGAAGAAAUGCGUUCAGUAUCAGUCUCUCCAAAAUCUCCAAGACCUCCAGCAAGUCCUAUACAUGUCCCAAUUACAAAUGGUACUGUAAGUUCUCGUCAGACUCCCAACUACCAAAGUGACAAAAACCUGUACCUAGAAGCUCAGGCUGCAUCUUUACCAAAGCUUGCCACCUCACCAACAAGUCGAUUUUCACUUGAAGAAACCAAACAACCUGUAAUGGAAAGUCUGCACAUAAACACUUUCAGUGAACCUAUACCGUACCGAGCUCUAUAUAGUUACAAGCCACAACAUGAAGAUGAACUUGAGCUUAAUGAGGGAGAUACAAUCUAUGUCAUGGAAAAGUGUGAUGAUGGAUGGUAUGUUGGUACUUCAUUAAGAACGGGACUAUUUGGAACUUUCCCUGGAAAUUAUGUUGAAAGAAUCUGAUAAGACUUUAGUUGCCAUGAGGAAGAAGAUGAAGGCUUAUUAAUAUUAUGCCAUGCAAAGGGAGUGAAAAACAUUUAAUCUGAUCUUUCAUACAGUAAAAAAAAAAAAAGAAGGUAAUGUUGUAGAAAACAGUUAUCUCUUCAAACAAUUUCACUGACUCUUUUGCAUGAUAUUUCAACAUAAUAAUUAGAAAAACGUUGUAUGUUUCUAGUUUGUAUUAAUAAUUUUACAUAGUUUAAUAUUAUUAGUUUUAUUGACUUAUAAGAGAGUUGAGACCAAAGACAUACUAUUAUGUGGUCACUCCCACUUGUUACUAAUAGUCUAUAUAUAUAUAUAUAUCAAAACUUAUGUAUAAGCCACAGAUUUCUGUGUUUUUAAUUUAUUAAUUUGGCAGAACACUAAUAUCAUAUCUAAUUUUAAUUGAGACAAGGAAAAAGUUUGUUAUCCAAAUGAUCUUUUAAUGUAUUUUGUGAAAUGUUUCUGACUUUGGAUUUUAACUCAUAGUCAAAGCUUUGAAAUAAAAAGUACUCUUAGAUUAAACCUGUAACUAUGUUAUGUGAAUGAUGGUGUCUCUAAACAAACAUUUUUGAUGUUUUUAAUACAUUCAUUAAAGUUUAUUUGAUCAUUCAGUGUUUUGGGACAAAGGGAAUGCAUAUCCUGUAUCAUUAUAUUGGUCUUUUAAAACAGUCCAGACUAUUAUUUUGUGUACUAUCUAUAUAUUGAAUAUAGAGAGAGAUCUGUCUUCUGUAACACUUCUUUAAAUUUUCUUUUUAUAAAGAAGUCAUUACUCAGUAUAGUUAUGGCUAAGAUAGUUUUUUUUUUCAUGUACAAGUGUAAAGAUAUUCCAUUUCCAUAUGUUUUAAUGUAACGUGGCCUAAUCAUGUUAUUUUAAUUCUUAUGCAACUAAAUAUAAUUGUUUUUGAAAAUGGAAAAUAGGAUGUCUUGUUGGUUUUUAGUAUAUAGUAAAAUUCUGUACAAUGAUAAAAGGACCUUGCUUUCUGAGUAAAGUGGAAAUAAUGCUAACAGAAUUGAGCUUUAGCUAAGUUACUAUCAAGACUUGCCGUGCCUUUAAACUUGUUUUUUGUUAUGAUUAAAUAACAAAGAGCAUCAGCUAUAAUAUUUCUAAAUAUUUGUUUGUAUGCACCCAAGAAAAUAUUGUAUAAAAUUUAGUGCUAGAAUGGGAUUUUGAGCAUUAUGCAUGACAGUUUAUGUUAAUAUUUGUCUUUUUAGUGUGUUGCAAAGUUUUUUACAUAGUUAAUAUUAGAAAUUUAACCUAUGUGUCUUCUAAACAAACUUGUCGUCUGUAUCAGAAGUACCAAGUGACUUAAAAAAUGUGCAGCAAAUUAAUAAUGCCACUACAAAAGUAUUUGUGGACCUCAAGUUAUUAUGAUUGAAAACUAAGUUUUUGAUAUCACAAGCACUUAAAUGAAAAUAGUUCUCUAUUAUUUUAUUAAUUCCUGAUCAUACUAGUCAGAUAGCAUUCUAUUUCUGUUUAAUUCACCAUUAAAAUUAGCUAUAUAAUUAAUCGAACCUCAUCUACAUUAAACGACAAUUUGAAUUAGUACAAAUACAGCGUAUCUUACUACUUGACUAUGCCUUUAUGAUAAGUAACUGGUUAGCUAGUAAAACACAUUGUAUUGUAGUCAGAAAAAUGUUUCAAUACCAAGAUUAAGAAUUAAAAAUAAGGAAGAAACUGAUAGCUGAUCCACAAACAAAGCAUGAACUGCCAGUGAUGUACUUUUCUAGAGAUUUUAAUAUGUAUUUGUUGAUUUCUUCAUACAAGAGUUUAUUUCUUGUUAUAAAAUACUGUGAGUACUUUGAAUGAUUAAUUAUCGUUAAAGCUAAAUGGAAAUAGGCAACCCAUGUUAAGUGAGGCAUGCUACUUGACUCAAAUUGUAUGCAUAGGAGUGAAGCUUCUUUUUAAACUUGAUUAUAUUAAGUGUGCUUUAGUAAUAAAUCAUUUGUGUAAACUGUACACUAGAAUUAAGUGAAUACUUAAAUCACUCUUUUGAUUAUUAAGUUUUUCAGUUGAUCCACUUUUGUAAAAGUCAAAUGUUUUGUCAGAGUAUGAAUUUGAAUCAUGUGAAUUAGUUAAAAAGCCUGAAAAGUUGAUUUAUUGUUUGAGGUUUGUCAAUAAAGAAUGCAAUAACACACUGGUAAA